UCUAAAACCCUAAUCCCUCUCGUCAUCCUCCUCCGCCUCCGCCUCCGCCUCCGCCCCAUCUUCUCAUCUCCUUUUCCCAUGGCCUCUUCUUCCUCCUCGGCCUCCGUGGAAGCGCAGGUGGAGGCCGUGCGGAGCAUCAAAGCUAGCCCCGGCGCGUCACAGUUCGAGAUGGAUAUGGCUGUGGAGUCACCUAAGGGUUUGAAGCUCGAGGUCGCUGCUCGCCAAGCGGAAGUCAACAGAAAAGAGGAUGGUGCCACCAGUGAGCUUAUCAACGAUGCGCUCCGGCAGGCGGUGGUGAAUAUUCUGGAGAGGAGGCUGUUUAUUAUCCCGUCGUUUAAGAUUUAUCGCGGUGUUGCGGGGUUGUACGAUUAUGGGCCUCCUGGUUGCGCUGUGAAGUCGAAUGUUCUCACUCUCUGGCGCCAGCAUUUUGUUAUGGAGGAGAAUAUGCUUGAAGUGGACUGCCCCUGUAUCACACCUGAAGUUGUCUUGAAGGCUUCUGGUCAUGUUGACAAGUUCACUGACCUUAUGGUCAAUGAUGAGAAGACAGGAACUUGUUACCGGGCAGAUCAUCUUCUCAAGGACUAUUGCAAGGAGAAGCUUGAGAAGGACCUCACUUUGACACCUGCAAAGGUUGCUGAGCUAAAGCAUGUUAUUGCUAUAUUAGAUGAUCUCUCUGCUGAGGAAUUGGGGGCGAAACUCAAAGAGUAUGGGAUUACUGCACCGGACACAAAGAACCCUCUUUCUGAUCCAUAUCCCUUUAAUCUCAUGUUCCGGACUUCCAUAGGCCCAACAGGUUUAAGCACAGGGUUUAUGAGGCCAGAAACAGCACAGGGCAUCUUUGUGAACUUCAAGGACUUGUACUAUUACAAUGGGAAUAAGCUUCCAUUUGCAGCUGCCCAGAUAGGCCAGGCAUUUAGAAACGAGAUAUCACCUCGCCAAGGUCUCCUCAGAGUACGUGAGUUUACACUGGCGGAAAUUGAACAUUUUGUUGACCCAGAUGACAAAUCUCAUCCAAAGUUUGCUAAUGUUGCUGAAUUGGAAUUUUUUAUGUUUCCAAGAGAGGAUCAAUUGGCAGGAAAAUCAGCCAGAAAGAUAUGUCUUCGAGAAGCAGUUUCAAAGGGAAUUGUCAACAAUGAGACCCUUGGUUAUUUCAUAGGGAGAGUGUUCCGCUUCCUUGCACGCCUUGGAAUUGAUGAAGAUCGGUUGCGCUUCCGGCAACAUCUGCCAAAUGAGAUGGCUCAUUAUGCUGCUGAUUGCUGGGAUGCGGAGAUAGAAUCUUCCUUUGGCUGGAUCGAGUGUGUUGGGAUUGCAGACAGAUCUGCCUAUGACUUGCGUGGCCAUACCGACAAAAGUGGUGUGCCUUUGGUUGCUCAUGAAAAAUUCUCAGAACCUAGAGAGGUGGAGAAACUGGUUAUAACCCCAUCCAAGAAGGAUCUCGGUCUUGCAUUUGAAGGGAAUCAAAAGAUGGUAGUUGGAGCAUUAGAGGCAAUGUCUGAGAAAGAAGCUUUGGAAAUGAAGGCAACCUUAGAAUCCAAGGGAGAGGCUGAAUUUCUAGUCUGCACUCUUGGGAAAACUGUGGUCAUCACGAAAAACAUGGUUUCAAUUAGAAUGGAGAAAAAGAAAGAACACCAGAGAGUUUUCACCCCUUCUGUCAUUGAACCAUCUUUUGGCAUUGGAAGGAUCAUCUACUGCCUAUACGAGCAUUCCUUCCAUAGAAGACCUUGUAAAUCAAAGGAUGAGCAAUUGAAUGUGUUCCGGUUUCCCCCAGUUGUUGCUCCCAUCAAAUGCACUGUGUUUCCAUUGAUCAAAAACCCAGAGUUUGAUGAUGUAGCUAGAAGCAUUGCAGAGACAUUGACAAAAGCCGGGAUCUCUAAUAUUAUAGAUAUUACAGGCACAUCAAUUGGAAAACGAUAUGCAAGAACCGAUGAGAUUGGCGUUCCAUUCGCUGUUACUGUGGAUUCAACAACAUCUGUAACCAUUAGGGAGAGAGACAGCAGGCAACAAAUUCGGGUAAACAUCAAGGAGGUGGUUUCUGUAGUGAAAGAGCUAAUUGAAGGUCAAAGCACUUGGACUGCUCUUGUUAGGGCAUACACACAAACCUAAAUAGUUGUGAAUGUUUUGAUUGUUUGAAUGUGUUUGGGAAAUCUAAAUAGUCAUAAUUUUUAUCA
Molecule: messenger RNA, 2168 nt
Organism: Dioscorea cayenensis subsp. rotundata (Guinea yam)
Lineage: Eukaryota; Viridiplantae; Streptophyta; Magnoliopsida; Dioscoreales; Dioscoreaceae
Product: glycine--tRNA ligase, mitochondrial 1-like
Exons: 9
Coding region: 79-2103 (674 amino acids)
Biological process (GO): mitochondrial glycyl-tRNA aminoacylation
Cellular component (GO): mitochondrion; cytoplasm
Molecular function (GO): glycine-tRNA ligase activity; ATP binding
Source: RefSeq, a predicted model, not a curated record